Alternaria novae-zelandiae is the source of this 1614-nucleotide messenger RNA. RefSeq lists its product as uncharacterized. Gene Ontology annotation, molecular function: heme binding; oxidoreductase activity, acting on paired donors, with incorporation or reduction of molecular oxygen; monooxygenase activity. Bases 1 to 1614 code for a protein of 537 amino acids. NCBI's taxonomy places the organism in Eukaryota, Fungi, Ascomycota, Dothideomycetes, Pleosporales, Pleosporaceae. The record is from RefSeq and is a predicted model, not a curated record. The transcript is spliced from 5 exons.
AUGAUUGACAUGGGAGUUCAACCGCUCUCGCAAGCCAUGCUUUCUCUCUUCGUUCCCAGCAUCGCCAUCAGUGUCAUCGGUGCUUUUCUUCUAGCCGUUGUUCGUCUGUUCAGGCCGAAAAAGCCCAAGUACAAGCCGUUGCCGGGCCCCAAAGGUCUACCAUGGAUCGGUCCUUUCCACAAGUUCCCUUCUAAGGAUGUGUACAAGAAGUUUGCUGAAUGGCACGAAGAAUAUGGUCCGAUCUACCAGUUCACUCUCUUCGGCGUUAAACAUAUCCGUGUCAACAGCGAGAAGGUGUGUCAGGAUCUUCUCGCAAGGCGUGGAGCAUACUAUUCCAAUCGCGCGCCCACACCCAACAUCCCAGGCGCCAAAACUGAUGCAGAAUAUCUUCCUCUCUUAGACAACAAUGCGGCACUUACAAGGCACCGUAAAUUCGCUCACCAAUGUCUGUCCGAGACCUACAAUUACGACAUGUUCGGCUUCACGCACCUCGAGAUCACGCGGAUGAUGGUUUCGUUGAUGAAGGACAAUCGCAACUACCCCGAUCUCGCCGAAGAGUUCACCCAUCGUGUGAGCGCACGCCUCGCCUGGGAAGACCCCAAGCUAAGUCGUGGGCUGAACCGAAGCUCGGCUGGCCUACUUGCUGCCAUAUCUCCAGCAGGGAAGCUACCGAACAGGUUUCCAGUCGUUCAGAAGUUACCUAACUUGAUCAACCCUUGGUAUUGGCAGGAGAAGGCGCGCCAUGAUGCCCAGAGGGAAUUCUGGGUCGGGGCCAUGCAAUCCGUCAAGGCCAAGAUGGACGCUGGUAUUCCUGGUCAUUCCUGGUCUCGCACGUUCUUCAAAGACAAGGAGCGCUUGAAGUUCCCCGAUGGCGUCCCAGACGAGAAGGAGGGCGCUUUCGCGAUAGGCAUGCUUGCUAUCACAGCAUCACUACCCAUGUCUUCGCCCAUCCAGACAUACUACCUCGCUAUGUGCCAUUACCCCCAUUGGCAGAAGCGACUACAAGACGAGAUCGAUGAGGUUUGCGGCCCUGACCGUCUACCCACAUGGGCCGACGCACCGAAGCUUCCGGUUCUGAGAGCGAUCGGCAAAGAGCUGAUCCGCUGGAGACCGCCAGUCCCUACAGGCGUUCCCCACGAAGCUGAGAGGGAUGAUGAAUACGAUGGAUACUUCAUCCCGAAGGGUGCGCUCAUCCAUGCUACCGAGUGGGCACGUCGGAGUGACGAAUCCCUGUAUCCCAACCCGGAAGAGUUCAAUCCAGAUCGCUAUCUAAACCCCAAAUACCCCACCUACAAGGAGCCUUUAACGAAGUACCCCAACGUCAUCAACCACCACGUCUUUGGAUAUGGUCGUCGCAAUUGCUUGGGUAUGGAGAUUGUAGACUACCAACUGGUCACAAUCAUGGGCUCUCUGGCUUGGGCAUUCAAUGUCACCAAGAAGAAAAACAAGAUUGGAAUUGAUAUACCCAUUCACACAGAAGACUGGACAGACUUGCUCAUCACUCGCCCGGAAGUGUUCGUCUUCGACAUCAAACCAAGAGAUGCGUACAAAGAGAAGAAGCUUGUGGCCAUGUAUGAGGAGGCUUUGGUGGAACAUCCUGAUCUUGCUAUCUGA